CCAAUAUUAGAAAAAUAUACAUACAUACAUACAUAUGUAAAAGUGCAAAGGUAAUUUUAACAUCUUAAUGAGCGUAGUUUGCCGCUCUAAAAUUGACGGUUCUUUGAUUGCUGCUGCUGAGUCAAGUUCAAGUUUUGAGAUUUGUUUGGGUUCAACUUGAUCACCAUUUACACUUCUCCGUCAUUUCAUGUGUGUUUUUUUCUGUUUUUGUAAUUGACGUGUAUAUGACAUGAGUUUAAAAGAGAACAACGUAAAUAUUUGCAUAAUAAAUGUCUCUUAACUUGUUUUUAACUAUACAAAUCGCGCUCGGGGUAUUUUUUUUUGUUUUCCGAGUUACUCUUCAAUCUACUAGUGCUACUUCAGUUUACUUAUAUCUAGUGGAGAGCUAAGCUAGAAAUCAAUUGAGUUUCGCAUAUCGGCGUGUUAACAUCACACAACAAAAAAAAAAAACAACCAGAUGCCAACAAAAUGACGAGCACCUGCUACAGUUACACAGUACUACUCGCUUUAUUGGUCACCAUGGCGUAUGCUGCACCACCGCUACAACAAAAGCAUCGAAUAGCCAAUACCUCACAGCAGCGUCUGAAGCGACAAAUUUUCUCGAAUGAUUUUGAUAUGAUUGGUAAUCCAUUCUUUACACCAGCUGAUGAUGAUUUUGAACCAAACACUCUCACUCGCCCGCAAUGGGGACGACGUCCAGCUCCUGGGCAACCGCUGAUAUUUAGUAAUGAUGGACAACAAAAAUCUGGAACUACAACGCAAACAACACCACCAUCAACAACAACAACACAAUUGUCAUCUAGCGGUGCUAAUUCGAAUGUAGUUUUCGUAAAUAAUCAGCCCGUUAUUGCUACUAUGGCACCAUUUAUUGCAGCUACCACAGCUUCGCCAGCGUUUUUAAGGUGCUUCGGCAGCUGUCCCACCACGUCGGAAUAUAAUCCUAUAUGUGCUAGUAAUCGACAGCAAUAUCAGAAUCCGCAGAAGUUUGAUUGUGCCAGACGGUGUGGUGCAGACAUCCAGAUCGUGCGUCGCGGCGCCUGCCAAGGUCUAUUCCCCAUGCAACGCGGAUAAUACUUACUUAGUAAUUGUAUCUACAUAUUUAUAAACAUAAAUUUUUGUUGUAUAGUUACCUACUAAAAUACGUACAUAUGUAUGUAUGUACUCAUAGUAUGAAUUUAUUACUUUUAUUGUAUUUAUGUAUAUAUGCAAGGUUGUGACAAACGAACUGAUUUUACUGUAUAAUUUUUGCCGGCAAAUGUAAUGAAUGCAUGUAACGUAUAAAUAAAUACUAAAUGUAGUUAAUACUUUUUAAAAAUAAAAAAAUGUAUGUAUGUAUGUAUUUCUACGAUAGCUUGUUAUGUAUGCUAGCCCAUAGUCAAUAAACAUUGUGAUACCUGUUUUUUUCAUUGCUGUUGCAACAAAACACAAAAAUACCAAGAUAUUAAUUGAUAUUUUGCUCGUGCCGGUUCCGGAGUUCGUUAAACUAGUUCUGUUCAUCUUGUCAACACACAUACAUAUGCAUUGCAUGUCAACAAAACAUAUGCACAAAAUAAACAAAUA
This is a messenger RNA of Rhagoletis pomonella (apple maggot), 1560 nucleotides long. RefSeq lists its product as uncharacterized. Gene Ontology annotation, molecular function: protein binding; serine-type endopeptidase inhibitor activity. The transcript has 3 exons. The coding region runs from base 469 to 1071 and encodes 200 amino acids. The record is from RefSeq and is a predicted model, not a curated record. NCBI's taxonomy places the organism in Eukaryota, Metazoa, Arthropoda, Insecta, Diptera, Tephritidae.